AGGCACCCGUAAUCGGUUAUCGCCUCUAUCAAAGCCAGCCAAGCCAGAGCUCACUCAGAGCUCCCAGCUCCAAACCCACGACGACACUCCCCCAUCAGCGGCCACUCCUUCCUCUCCUCCCCUCCCCAACCCUAGCAGCUGGAGAGCUACCACCCGUCACCCAUACCCUCACCCACACCGCGGCCGCCAAAAUGGCGAACACAACCAAAUACCUCCUCCUCUCCCUCCCAACCUCGAUCGCGCCAUCCAACGACCAGGCCGACGCCCUCUCCGCCCUCCGCUCCACCGUCGGCGACAACGGCGCCGUCGCCCCCUUCAAGGUCCCGCACUUCAAGAUCGGCACGCUCGAUGCGCUGGUGCAGCAGGCGGAUGAUUUGGGGAAGCUGGAAAGCGCUUGCGAGGGCGUCGUGGCCAAGAUGGGAGAUACGCUGAGGACGAUUUUGGAUGGUGAUGAUGCGAAGAUUGGGCAGCAGAAGACGGUGAAUGAUAAGCCGGCGGAUCAGUAUUUGGGGAACUUUACGUGGAAUACGGUGAAGUACCGUUCGGAUAAGCCGUUGAGGGAGUUGAUUGACUCGUUGCAGAAGGAUCUGCUCAGUGUCGACAAUGAUGUGAAGAGCAAGUACACGCAGUACAACUCUAUCAAGACAACGCUCACCACUUUACAAAGAAAGCAGACCGGCAACCUGGCUACGAAAUCGCUCACGCCCGUCGUGGACCCAAAGCUCCUGAUCCAGGACUCCGAAUUCCUCGAGACGCACCUAAUCGUCGUCCCAAACCUAGCCAAGAAAGACUUCCUGCGCAGCUACGAGACCAUAUCGCAGAUGGUGGUUCCGCGAUCGGCGGUGGAGGUAGCGCAAGACGAAGAACUGACGCUGUACACGGUGACGGUAUUCAAGAAGUUCGCCGCUGAGUUCGUGCAAAAGUGCCGCGAGCAGCGCUGGACGCCGCGCGAUUACAAGUAUGUUGAGGGCGGCCGCGAGGAGGAGAAGAAGGAGAUUGAAAGGGUUAGUAAGGAUGAGAGGAAGGUGUGGGGGGAGGUGUUGAGGUUGGCGAGGAUGGGGUGGAGUGAGAGUGUUAUGAUUUGGAUUCAUGUGCUGUGUCUGCGUGUGUUUGUCGAGACGGUCCUGAGAUACGGAUUGCCCCUUGAGUUUGUCUCGGCCCUAGUCAAGACCAAUCCAAAACUGGCAAAGAAAGCAAGGACGAAUCUAGAUUCCACCUACUCGUAUCUAGGGGGCAACGCAUUCGGCAGGGACAAGAAGGGACGAGUCACCAAGGACGACUCAACACUGUCCUCAGAAAUGAGUGCAUUAGGCGUGGGUGGACAUGGCGAGGGCAACGAGUACACAGCAUACGUCUGCUACGAGUUUGAGGUCAUAUAGAUAUAAACCAACCACCAUACCCCUUUGGAUGGGAUCACGAAAGCAAGCAUUGUACUGUACGAAUCACGCGCCAGCGGCACCAAAAUGAAACACUAAAAAAAGUAUAUUUUACUUUCUAGAUCCAUCAUCGUAAUCAUAAAUAUCUCCC
Messenger RNA from Pseudogymnoascus verrucosus, 1527 nucleotides. RefSeq names its product Vacuolar ATP synthase subunit C (gene VMA5). The record is from RefSeq and is a predicted model, not a curated record. Gene Ontology annotation, molecular function: proton-transporting ATPase activity, rotational mechanism. Gene Ontology annotation, cellular component: vacuolar proton-transporting V-type ATPase, V1 domain. Lineage: Eukaryota; Fungi; Ascomycota; Leotiomycetes; Thelebolales; Thelebolaceae. The coding region runs from base 192 to 1379 and encodes 395 amino acids. Gene Ontology annotation, biological process: proton transmembrane transport. The transcript has 5 exons.